Messenger RNA from Lactuca sativa (garden lettuce), 498 nucleotides. NCBI's taxonomy places the organism in Eukaryota, Viridiplantae, Streptophyta, Magnoliopsida, Asterales, Asteraceae. The record is from RefSeq and is a predicted model, not a curated record.
AUGGAAACCUGUGCCUCUGCAAAGGUACCAAUGGGCUUCGGAUACAAGAUCGUUGCCGACCCUUCUGGUGUUCCUGUUGAUGAAAAGAAGUAUCGUGGAAUGAUUGUAUCUCUACUCUAUCUCACGGCAAGUCGUCUGGAUAUAAUUUUUUCCACAUGCCUAUGCGCCAUAUUUCAAGUCAAUCCAAAGAUGGUCCAUCUUUUGGUUGUGAAACAAAUUUUCCGAUACCUUAAAGGUACCAAGAGUCUCGGAAUCUGGUACCCAACAAAUGAGAGCUUCUUACUUCAAGCUUAUUCAGAUUCGAACUAUGGUGGUCUUCAACUUGAUAGAAAAAUCACUUCGGGUCGCUGUCAAUUCAUAGGAGGACGUUUGAUCAGCUGGUCAUCCAAGAAACAGAACUGCAUAGCACUCUCUACAGCCGAAGCGGAAUACAUUGCUGCUGCCAGCUAUACAUCUCAAGUUCUAUGGAUGAAAUCUCAACUCCUUGAUUAUGGUUAA